ACUCCUCCAUCGACGAGUCCUCCCAUUGACGAGACAAAAUGCAGGGAGCAUACACCCACGAGAAACUCGCUCCCCAAGCUCAGGGACGUCAAUUGUCCACCCGUCCCCGCCGUCGUCUUCGUAUCUGGCUUUCCGCGUUACCCAGUCUCCUCGUGAUCCUCUCCCUCUUCUCCCUCUACUCUGACACAAUCGACACUCUGAGCUACGAAUCCAAGCCUACCCUCUCCUGGAUAAUGCGUCACCUCGCUGGUCCCGGUCCCUGGGUCCCGGCGAAGGGGAUUGGAAUUGGCUAUGAUGUCCCCCCUUUUUGUGAGGUCGAGCAGGUUCAUAUGGUUAGUCGUCAUGGUGAACGAUACCCCACCGGAAACGACUUCCAUCGUAUCGAGGAUUUGUUCAACCGUGUGAAGAAGGCGAUGAAGGAGGGUGUUAAAGCUCAGGGGGAUUUUGGGUUUCUGAACACCUACGAGACUCCAAUUUUUGCUCCGGACCUCCAAGUCGAACAACUUACCCUCUCUGGACCCUAUGCCGGUUCCGCCGACCUCUUCCGCCGUGGUGCCCUCUUUCGUGCUCGCUACCAACAUCUCCAUAACGUUACAUCCUCAACAAAGCACAAAGUGUUCGCGUCAGACGAUAACCGCGUCAUCGAUUCCGCCAAGUACUUCAUUCAAGGCUUCUUUGGGCUGCAUUACGAGGACACGGCUAACCUGGUCGUGAUCCCCGAGGACCCAGAGUUGGGUGCGGACAGUCUCACACCCGCUCCAGCAUGUCCCAAAUGGAGCGGCAGCGCCGGCGCAGAAGCAAGUCAAGCCUUCGAGAAAACCUACGAAGGUCCCAUCGCUGAUCGCCUCAACGACAUGUCCCCCGGCUUCAACUUCACCCACCAAGACGUCGUGAUCAUGCAAGAUCUCUGCGGUUACGACCUAAAUAUCCUUGGUAUCUCGCCCUGGUGCCAGAUCUUUACGCAGGAAGAAUGGUUGCUGCAUGAAUAUACACGUGAUGUGUGGGCCUACUAUCACUCUGGGUAUGGACAGAGUGUUAAUCGAGAUGGGGCUUUGGGGGUGCCGUGGGCGCUCGCCACAACCGACUUAUUGAAGCAGGGCAGUGAUGCAGGAAGCCUUUUUUUUCAGUUCACCCACGAUACCGACGUCCUGACCUUCCUCAGCGCAUUCGGAUUGUUUAACGAUUCGGCACCGUUGCCAAAGGACCAGAUGCCGUAUAACAGGAACUUUCGUUCUGCUGAGAUUAUUCCAAUGGGCGGACACAUGGUCAUUGAACGACUCGCAUGUACGCACGCCAACCCUCCCUCUCCCAAAUACAAGAAGGACGAUCCCUCCUAUUUCGUCCGCAUCCUCGUUAACGACGCCUUGAUCCCCCUUGGCCCAUCUACAACUGGACAGUGUUCUUCGGGACCUGGGUUCUCAUGCCCCUUAGAUGAGUUUGUGGAGAUUAUGGAGAAGAAGUCGGAGGAGGUUGGGACUUUUAGUGAAAGGUGUGGGGUUGAGAGGCCGGAUAAGAUUACGUUCUUGACGCAGGAUUAAAAGUGGGACGGCACAGCCGAGGAAUACCUGAUUAUACCAAUCUGUUGGGGCGGAACUGUAAGAUAGAGUAAGGUGACUGAUGUAUGCCGUAAGGAGCGAAAAUUUGCUCCAGAGUGGAUUCGUAUCGAUGCGGUUUCCUGACUGAUCGUGUAUCGGCCGUCGUUGCGCGACGCAGCUGGCUAGUCCACCGGCAAAUUCCCACAGUUCGUGGGACCGCGCUAGCCUUCAUGAGAUUUUUCAACAGCUCUCAUGAAAAACGUUCCCAAAAAGCAGAAUUACUAUUACUAUAGAGAUAACCAGAGCUCCCUUUGCAUGCCCAGCUGAAAGGCGAGGAUGCAAGGAUUUCUUCCGAAAC
Molecule: messenger RNA, 1893 nt
Organism: Saitoella complicata NRRL Y-17804
Lineage: Eukaryota; Fungi; Ascomycota; Saitoellomycetes; Saitoellales; Saitoellaceae
Product: acid phosphatase
Exons: 7
Coding region: 39-1538 (499 amino acids)
Cellular component (GO): fungal-type cell wall
Molecular function (GO): acid phosphatase activity
Source: RefSeq, a predicted model, not a curated record